AUGACCUCUUUCAUGCCCGCAGUAGUUUCUAAACCAUUGAUACAUGGAGCUGAACGACUUAGAGGUGCUAUAGCGAAUGUUUCUUGGGGUCCUCUGCUCUUCAUCUCCAAGGUUGCAGUGACUACUCUUCUUUCGCGUAUUGAGGUUGGUCAAGUUGUUGUUGAGAAUGAAACGACGGGUGAGACCAAUACCUAUGGACAGAAAUCGGCACAGGAAAACCCAAAGCUCGUCAAUGGCCUACAUGAUGCCCAUACCAAAAGUCCGAGCCUGCUUACGGCCAAGCUCAUUGUCAAAAAAGAGUCCUUCUGGGUCCGUCUCUUUCUCUUUGGAGAUAUGGGAUUCGCUGAAGCAUUUAUGUUAGGUGAUGUAGAGUGCGAAGAUCUAACCAUCUUCUUUGAAAUUUUUAUCUACAACCGGAAUCAACUAGCAAACGCGACAACUUUAACUUCUUCCCUAACUACCACUAUCACAGGACUAGCCCGAGGAACCAAUACGCUAGCCAACUCACUCCUCAAUGCCGUUGCACACUACGACAUCAGCAAUGAUAUGUUCUCAGCGUUUCUUUCACCAGAUAUGACAUAUUCCUGUCCAAUUUGGCGGUCAGCACACGCACACGCAGACGCCGAUAACCUAGAAACCUUGGAGGAAGCACAGAUGACAAAACUCCAUCGUUUCAUUGAUGGCGCAAAAAUUAAAGCAACAGAUCACGUUCUCGAAAUUGGUACCGGCUGGGGAUCUUUCGCCAUCGAAGCAGUUAGAUCAACGGGAUGUCGCGUAACAUCACUGACUUUGUCAGCCGAACAAAAAUCACUCGCUGACCAGAGAAUUGCAGCUGCCAGCUUGCAGGAUAAAAUUGAAGUUCUGCUAAUGGACUAUCGAGAACUUCCAAAGCUAAACCAGCUAUUCGAUAAGAUAGUCUCCAUUGAAAUGUUGGAAGCAGUCGGACGAGAGUAUCUGGAAACAUACUUUGGGUGCAUACACCAAGUGCUAAAGAAAGAUGGCAUAGCCGUUUUCCAGUGUAUUACAAUGUCGGAAGGAAGAUACGAAGCAUACGCAAAAGGUGAAGACUUUAUCCGAAAAUACAUUUUUCCCGGCGGCCAUCUUCCAUCAAUUUGCAAACUUGUUCAAGCCAUCAGCAAAGGUUCCGACGGGACUUUGAUAGUCGAACGUAUCGAGAACAUCGGAGGUCAUUACGCAAAGACUCUGCGCUUGUGGAAAGAGGAAUUUAUAUUAAAUUUCGAAUCAAAAAUUAAACCCGCCCUCAUGAGAGACCACAAGGAAAUGGGAGAGAGAGAGAUAGAAGUAUUUCGCAAAAAAUGGAUUUAUUACUUUGUCUACUGUGAAGCCGGGUUCGCAACAAAGACCUUGGGUGACGUGAUUAUUACUGUUGGUCGAGAGGGGGCCAUGGAAUUAAUGGAAGGCAUCCCCCGAUAA
Messenger RNA from Blumeria graminis f. sp. triticale, 1434 nucleotides. NCBI's taxonomy places the organism in Eukaryota, Fungi, Ascomycota, Leotiomycetes, Helotiales, Erysiphaceae. The record is from the annotation of a GenBank genome assembly.